AUGGCGGUCUCGCAGUCGACUCAGUUCUCGACACAGUCCACGGAGCCCGCUUCCCAAGUCUCCAUGAUGUUCAUCGACAAAGACAUCUGGGGAUCUCUCAUCCCCUGCAACUCUCAGAACCCCCAUCUGCGUCGAAUAGACAUGUGCCACAACCAGCGCAAGUACACUUUCGGGCGCAGCAGAAAGGAGGGAGUGAACGACGUUAUUCUACCUUUGCACGCCAAGAUGAGUCAGACACACUGCACGAUCGAGUGGGACGGCGACCACUCAAAGUCUUCGGUGAUCAUCACGGACUGCAACUCGUCAAACGGCACCUUCAUUGGGGACAGGAAACUCGGCCGGGGCGAAUCCUCGCUCCUGAAGGACUGGAGCCAGAUCUCCUUCGGGCCUCCGGUGACCAACAAGGACAAGGAUGCGCGACCGAAGGAGGAUUACCGCUACAUCUUCCGACACAUGGCCGCGAUCCGCCGCGACCCCGCGGACGGCGCGAAGGAAGGUCUCUACGACCUGUACGACAUCUCGCACGUGCUGGGCAAGGGCGCGUACGCGACCGUCGUGCGUGCGCUGCACCGGCGCGAGCGUGUCUGGUACGCGAUCAAGAUGUUCCCCGGGGAUCGGCUUCGUCAGGCUCUCGACACGUCGAUGAGUCGCGGGAUCGGGGAGAGCACGACGACGAAGAGCUUGAUGAAGGAGGUGACGAUCUUGCAGAUGAUGAAUCAUCCGAACAUCUGUGGGCUCAAAGAGGCGUUUUACGAGGGCGAUAGCAUCAGCAUUGUGCUGGAGCUGUGUCCCGGAGGAGACCUGAUGUCAUAUUUGUACAAGCGGGAUGUUCUGCUCGAACCAGAAGCGCAAGACAUGACCUACCAGAUUUGCGAUGCGCUCAAGUACAUGCACCGGCUGGGCAUCGUGCACCGCGAUCUCAAGCCCGAAAAUGUGCUCCUCACUACCGAGCAUCCUCCAAUCGUCAAAGUUUCCGAUUUCGGACUGGCGAAGGUUCUCGACUCGCUGUCUGUUCUGCAGACCAAAUGCGGCACGCGCGGCUUCGCGGCCCCGGAGGUGUUGGCGCACGGCACGAAUGGGUACGACAACGUCGUGGACAGCUGGAGUUUGGGCGUCAUGGUCUAUUUCAUUCUGACGAAGAAGCAUCCCUUCGCGGACUCCCACGAGGAAGACGAGGGGCCAAAUUGGGAGCUUCUGAACGACUACAACAUCGUCGGCGAAGGAGAGGCUUUCCUCCGCUGCCUCCUCGAGCCCAACCCCACCGCACGCCUCGCGCCCGAACAGGCCAUAAAGCACUCCUGGCUUACGCAGAGCAAAGCGCGCGUCAAGACACGCCGCCUCGAGCGCGAGCUCUCC
This is a messenger RNA of Epithele typhae, 1356 nucleotides long. RefSeq names its product kinase-like domain-containing protein. The annotation marks the transcript as partial. The transcript has 9 exons. Lineage: Eukaryota; Fungi; Basidiomycota; Agaricomycetes; Polyporales; Epitheliaceae. The record is from RefSeq and is a predicted model, not a curated record. Gene Ontology annotation, molecular function: protein binding; ATP binding; protein serine/threonine kinase activity. Gene Ontology annotation, cellular component: nucleus; cytoplasm. Gene Ontology annotation, biological process: protein phosphorylation; meiotic recombination checkpoint signaling.